Pyricularia pennisetigena is the source of this 1029-nucleotide messenger RNA. RefSeq lists its product as uncharacterized. The record is from RefSeq and is a predicted model, not a curated record. NCBI's taxonomy places the organism in Eukaryota, Fungi, Ascomycota, Sordariomycetes, Magnaporthales, Pyriculariaceae. Bases 1 to 1029 code for a protein of 342 amino acids. The transcript has 2 exons.
AUGACGGCUUCCGACAAUGUCUCCAUGCGUGGUGCCACAGACAGGGCGAGCCACGGAGGCAUCUCGGAUGGAAGUAAGAAGAGGUUUCAUCUGUCGACAGUUUCCGCAGACAGCAGGAUCACGCGCUCCGACAAUCUUAGCUUGACAACCACAAGGCGGCGACGGCCAGCUACUAGCACUAUGGCUUGGAUCAAGACGGCGACCGAGUGCCUGAUCGUCAACGUUAAUCACUACAAGGCACAGCGACGCCUUACGAAGAAACGACGUGCGUGGGUUAGAUCCUCUCAGCUAAACAUCAGUCCGAUUGUUUCGACAAGCCACAGCCCACUACUCCAGCAAAAUACAUUACACGCAGCAGCUAUAAACAUACAGAAGCUUGCUAGCUCCAGCAACCAGGCACUCUCGUCCAACCCUGCCACUGCUGCCGACUUGAAAACAGUCCGCAAAGCCAAGGAGAGGUCGACUAUAGGCGCCACAUCGACCGCUGAAAAGCGUCGUGGGCGUAUCUUCGACUCGGCCGAUAUUGACUCCCUGGGGAAAGCCCUAGGCGAGAGCUUCAAGGAUUGCAGUGGGCUGUCAGAAAAGUCCGCCGCCGACGAAUCGAAUACCCGACAAAGGCAGCUGGGGGAUCGCCACAGCAUUGAGUCCACUGCCAAGGAGCCCAGAACCCGAGAUAGCUAUUGGGAGAACCAGAGUCGCCAACACCAGGCCGAGAUCGCCAGGCUUGGAGCUCAAGCCGAUCAACUAAAUCGGGAGCUGUCCAGGUUACGAGAGGUCUCGCAACACAACGAACGUUUUCACAAAUACUACAAGCGGAAAUACGAAACGACAGCCCAUCAGCUCGAGGGCACCAUGCACGCGCUGCGUUUGAUCGACAACGUGUGCGGCUCUUCGCCGCGGUCCGAAAGGAUAAAGAUGUUGAUUCGUUUCUUCCGCAACAGUGGCGACCUCGAGACAUACACCACCGGCCUCGGACCCGCCAUAUCACCCCGCGAGAGCAGAUACUUGCAAGACGUGUGCGAAGAAUAA